AUGGCAAAGAUGUUUGCCGCGCCGAACACCGCCAUGGCAUCUGCCAACCGAUUUCUUCUCCCCGCUUUGGCCGUCCUUGCCCUGCUCUCUCCGUUGUGCUACGCCCAGACCGUCCUCAACUACGCCGAACUCCCGGCUUGCGCCCAGCAAUGCACAUAUCUUACCCAGGCACAGGCCGCCUGCAUCAGCGCUGCUGGAGGGGAGCAGGCCUGUUUCUGCCAGUCCGCAUACCUCACCACGCUCAAACAAAGUCCAAAUGGUCUAUGCGACGCUUUCUGUACACAACCCGAUCUCGAUCGAAUCUACAGCUGGUACACCCAACUGUGUGCUCAACCGGCCCAGCCCGGCACCAGCAGCAUUCCGGGCACCACCCUCAUAGUCGUGACCUCUACCGCGGAUCCGGCCGCCACGAUCAGCCCGACAUCGACGGUGCGAAGUUCCAGCAACACAAUCUCCAACUCCCGCGAUGACGACCCGGAAGGCGGCUGGUUCGCCAAUCACUGGCGCUGGGUCGUAAUGCUCAUCAUCAUCUUUGUCGGCCUCGUCCUCGUCUCCAUUAUCGGCGUCUACCUCAAGCGCCGGCACGAUAAGAAGAAAGACGUUGUAAGCGGCAACAUGGCCGCGCACGACGCGCCCUACACCGGCCCGCCGCCUCCAGAGACCUUGCACUCCAAACACCCCGACGCCCCGUCCUCCGGGCCACGUCCCCAGAUGGCCGCUGUAGCCGGCUCCCUCGGCUUUGCAAGAAAUAGCUUAACGAGCCUCGGACGGGACAGACGAAGUCGCGGGGACACAAUACAGGGCGAUGCGGGCCCGGUGGUAUGGGGGCCGCAUCAGCACCAGGCUGUGGCGGACAUGGGGACAUAUGGCGAGAUUCCGGUGCCCGAGAGCAGUCCGAGCAGCACGCCGGUCAGUGCGAAUGGGAAGGGCAAGAUGAGGGAGUCGGUGGUGGAUCUGGGAGAUGAUGCUGUGGCGUCGCCGCUGAACCCUAGCCGUGGGGCGACGCCUAGUCAGGAGGAGGCGCCGAGGAGGAAGUUGAGUAAGAGGGUGAGGUGA
Molecule: messenger RNA, 1056 nt
Organism: Coniosporium apollinis CBS 100218
Lineage: Eukaryota; Fungi; Ascomycota; Dothideomycetes
Exons: 2
Coding region: 1-1056 (351 amino acids)
Source: RefSeq, a predicted model, not a curated record